Messenger RNA from Phaedon cochleariae (mustard beetle), 671 nucleotides. The record is from the annotation of a GenBank genome assembly. NCBI's taxonomy places the organism in Eukaryota, Metazoa, Arthropoda, Insecta, Coleoptera, Chrysomelidae.
AUAAAAAGUGAUUGAACUGCUGUGGAAACUGGAAGUGUGAACUGUGAAGUGCUAAGUGCUGAACAAAAAGAACACUUUUAUUUAUAUAGCACAUAGAAGAAAUAAUAAACCACUGGAAUUAACAUGGUUCAAAAAGCACUGUUCGUUUGUUUAGGUAACAUUUGUAGAUCCCCAAUCGCAGAUGCAGUUUUUCAACAUAUUGUAAAGGAAAAAGGUAUUGCAGAACAAUGGGCAGUAGACAGUGCAGCUAUUGGAGGUUGGCACUCUGGGAGUCGUCCAGAUUCUCGGGCUAGGAAAAUUUUAGAAAACCAUAAUAUUCCAUACAAUGGAAGAGCCAGACAGAUUGAAGAGGAGGAUUUCAAAGAAUUUGAUUAUAUAUUUGGAAUGGAUGAAAACAAUAUAUCUAAUUUGAAAGAUCAAGCUCCUAGAGGUAGCAAGGCAAAAAUACUGUUAUUGGGAGAUUUUGAUCCUGAAGGUGACAGAAUUAUAAGAGAUCCUUAUUAUGAUUCUGGAACAGAUGGGUUUGAAAAAUGUUAUCAACAAUGUAUGAGGUCAUGCACUGCAUUUUUGGAACAGUUGUAAUCAAAUAAACUAUAUAUAAUUUUGGCGUAUUUUAUAAACUUCAUAUCUGAAUACUACUUAAAAAUGACUGUCCUGCUCAUAUUAUAUUG